CAAAACAAAAAACACAAAAGGAGAUUAAAAUGUUUAGCUGGGUCAGAGGAGGAAGUAGCAGGAACAUGCACUGGGUUAUCAGAGACCUGAUUGUUACAUCAAGUGGACACCAACUCUCAGUAAACCCUCCGUUAAAUCCCCAGCAUGCAGCCCUGGGCUGCUGUCAAGAGCUGCAGAGAGAACACGCUGCUUUAUCUUUGGGGAUGUGCCAGUGGAGUGUGUGCUGUCUGUUGGAAAGUGGAGCAUGAUUAUGUUGUUCUCCAGUGAAAGUAUUUAACAGUAACAGAUCUUGGGCUGUCUGGAGCUCAGAGUUGGAGGACCAUGACUGGGGGAGCAGUGACUUCCAUCUCUGGUAACCAAAAUUACUGUAAGUUUUCCAGCAGAAAUCUCCUUCUGCCAGAAGACAUAUAUAUGCAAGUGAAAGCAAGAUGGCCCAGAUCCCGACCAGAUGGCCGGUUUCACCGUGCGGUGCCUGAGGCGUUUUCCCAGCUUGGAUAUGCAGGACAUCCACCAUGAAAUUGCAAAUGUGGAUUAUGGUACAGCCAGAAAUGAUUGCCUGGAGCAGUGCCCAGACAGGCAGCCCACAGAUUGUCUACCAGCAGUCCACAGGAGGAAUGGGAGAGGCGGCGAAGCUGUGUCUGAGGCAUCUCCUGAGGAUGCUUCAGGACCCACCACUGUCACUGAUCUCCCUGUCAGACGUAGGCAGAAUCUCUUCUCCACACAGAGGAGGCAGAGGGUGGAGCUCAGCGCCUGUAUAAAUUAUAUGUGUCCUUCAGGUUGUUUCAGCAGCAACAACAAGCUGUGAGCGUGUUUGUCAGCUGACUGAUCUGUUAUCCAAAUUGGGUUUUCUGCUGCUGUCGCCAUCUUGUGAGCCAUGGGGAGCCCACCAGCCAAGAUGAAGAUUUGUCCCAUCUACAUGCUCUCUGUAAGAAUCAUACAAGCCAGGAACAUCAAAUCAAGAGACCUGUUGACUGCAUCAGACUGCUAUGUGCGCUUGUGGCUGCCAUCUGCUUCAAAUGAAAAGCUUCAGACCAAAACCAUCAAGAAUUCUGACAACCCUGUCUGGAAUGAGACUUUCUACUUUAGGAUCCAGAGAGAAGUUGAGAACGUUUUAGAAUUGGCAGUGUGUGAUGAAGAUCCACUUACGAAAGAUGACAUGCAGUUCACAGUUCUUUUUAACGUUGCUAGAGUCAGACCUGGAGAGAGAGUCCGUGAGACAUUUGCUUUGAAAUCAGAGAAAGAGAGGUGCUCUAAGAAAUGGGAAAGUUUGGAAGUGGAAUUCUGGAUGGAAAAAAUUCCUGGCCCUCCAGAGUAUGUCAUUACCAAUGAUGUCCUAGUGUCACGUGAAGUUUGGUGCUUGGAAGUGCAAGUGGACAGUAAUGAAAGCAGGAAAUAUUUGAAAGAGGGUAAAAAUCUUGUGCUUACGGUGCCUGCAUCUCAUGAAGGAACACAGAAAGCUGCAGAGGACACAGAUACUUUCUACUUCCAUUGUGUGAAGGCCUGGGAGCCAGUUCUAAAGGCCAGGCUGCAGAAAGUUUCUGAUAAAGAAGAUGACAGAAACAAUUUAAGUGACACCUUAACAGUACCACUGAAAUUUCUCCCUGUUGGACACAAAGUGAAAGUAACCCUCCCUGUAAGACAUAAUGUGCCAUUGCAGCUGUACCUCCAACUAAAUGAUUGCACGGAAAAACUAGAUGUGCGCUUAGGAUAUGAUCUAUGCCGAGAAGAGCAGGAAUUCUUGCAAAAAAGGAAGAGAGUGGUUGCCAGUGCCCUGAAAAGGGUUCUUCAUUUGGAAAGAGAUCUACAUGGACACGAGGUCCCAGUAAUAGCUGUUAUGGCAACAGGUGGAGGCCUCAGAGCAAUGUCAGCUAUGUUUGGCCACCUCUUGGCUCUUCAGAAGCUAAAUCUGUUGGACUGUGUUGCCUAUCUCACUGGGGCUUCUGGCUCAACAUGGACCCUAGCAGACCUGUAUGAGCAUGCAGAUUGGUCACAGAAGACUCUGGAGGGGCCGCUCAGAGCAGUAAAAGAACAAGUGACAAAAUGCAAACUCAACCUUAUGUCUAUGGAACAUCUGAAAUAUUAUCACAAGGAACUUGCUGAAAGGGCAAAAGCUGGACACGUCUCAUCUUUUACAACGUUGUGGUCACUUGUUCAGGAAAUGUUCUUACAUGAACGGCCAAGAAAGUACAAACUCACAGACCAGCGCAAGGCACUGGAGCAUGGACAAAACCCACUGCCUUUCUAUGCAGUCCUCAAUGUCAAAGAGGAAAAGUUCAGUACUUUCAAAUUUAGAGAGUGGACAGAGUUCUCUCCUUAUGAGGUGGCCAUACCAAAAUAUGGAGCCUCCAUUCGUUCAGAAUUUUUUGACAGCGAGUUUUUCAUGGGAAGGCGAGUGAAGAAGCUGCCAGAAUCUCGGAUCUGCUAUCUGGAAGGUCUUUGGACAAACAUUUUUACUAGGAAUUUGCUGGAUGGCUUAUACUGGUCCUCAAAUUCAAAUGAAUUCUGGGAACGAUGGGCCAAAGAUAUGGUAGAUAUAGAAAAACAUUCCCCUGAGGAGGAUACCACUAUCAUCGAGCCUCCAUCUUGUUUGUCAGGGAAGUUGUAUGAAAUGUUUCAGGACAUUAUGACCAAGCGUCCGCUACUGGGAAAGUCUCAUAACUUCCUGAGAGGCUUAGAAUUUCAUAAGGAUUAUAUCCAUCAGAAAAAAUUUAUUGAAUGGAAAGACACUGUGCUGGACUCUUUCCCUAACAAUCUGACACCGCUGCAGAAAUAUCUUUGCCUGAUAGAUGUUGGCUAUUUCAUUAACACCAGUGGUGCAGCACUUUUCAGGCCAGAAAGGAAUGUAGAUGUCAUUAUCUCACUUGACUAUGGUUUGGGGAAUGUGUUCAAGCAAUUGGAGAUGACAUACAAAUACUGCAAGAUACAAAAAAUCCCUUUCCCCAAAGUGGAGCUAAGUGAAGAAGAGGAGAAGAACCCAAAGGAAUGUUAUGUGUUUUCGGAUCCAGAGGACCCCAGAGCACCCAUAGUAAUUCAUUUUCCCCUGGUGAAUGACACCUUUAAGGAAUUCAAGGAGCCUGGGGUAAAGCGCAGUCUCUCAGAGGUGGACGAAGGCAAAGUAAAUCUGGAGAACAACUGCUCACCCUAUUACCUCAUUAGGCUAAUCUACUCCCCUGAAAAUUUUGACAAACUCGUGAACCUAAGUAAAUACAACAUCCUCAACAACAGAGACCUGCUCCUCCAGGCAAUCCAGAGCGCCGUGGAACGGAAAAGAAGUGGCAGGACUGGGAAUCUCCCCAGCCACUCUGGAGCUGAAUAUGCAUAGGCUGAGUUUUUGUACUUUUCCCCACUGAAGGCUAUGACGGUCACAUUACAACACACAACAAUCACAUUAUAACAUGUCACAGUCACAUUACAACACAUCACAGUGUUCAUUAUUUGCAGGAAAUUGAGAAAACCUGUACAUUUCUCAUCUUGCCUUGUUCAAGUUCCUAGUUUUCAAAAGGGUUUUUUAACCUUCCUUCACCAAGUUUUCAGACCAUAAGAGCCUCCCACUCCGGUUUUACUUGAUAAGAUAAGUAAGUUUUACUCCGGUUUUUACUCCGGUUUUACUUGAUAAGGUCCUGGUUAGCAGAGACCUUUCAGGAACUUCCCAAUGUUAUACAAAAUGGUGGUGGUGAUAGUGAUAGUUCUUUAUAUGUGCCUGUUCCCUCAAUCCUGAGCCCAUUAUCAGUGUCUUUUGAAUGAUUCACUACAAACUAAGUCCUGGCCAUUUGCAUUUAGUAAUGUCCAGAUUUUCAGAUGAUAGGCUGAGUACUAGAAUUUGCACUGAAUUGGUGGGCUCAGCUCUGAAGUCAGGCCAAAGAGUCAUAUAUACCUGUGAAUAAUAGCCUAACUGCAACGUGGACCAUUACAUUCUGUCUGGCCGAUUCCCCCUGCUGAUCUAGAAGUUAUUCCUUUAUUCCAUUCCCCUGCAAGAGUCUGGCACAGAAAUGCUGCUCCAGACUGUCCCAAGGGGGGCAGUUACAUUUCAAGGAGAGAGGACAUGAGCUGCAGAGGGCGAGUCAUUCUUAGAGUUUUGGCUGGAGGAAAAAUUCUGCAUAAGACAUGAGUGAUUAUAUUAAUUUAUACGGGUAGAGCCUUUAUGAAUAAAAAUGUCAAGAGCUUUUGAUACCUGAAAUUCAGGGAGGGUAGUUACCAUAGACACAAGUACACUUAAUUUAAUAAUUAAUGACCAAGACAUAAGCUAGUGUUCCUUAUGUGUGUGAACUGAGUGUAGGAUGUAAAAGAGUGUAUAGUCAUUGUGUUUCACACCCAGAAGAUUUUUUUUCCCUUUACAGUCUUCAAUUCCUAACAUCAUAGGCAAAGUAUUUUUAAUAGGUGCUACAGUAAAACAGAGCACAAAUAAAAAAAAAAAUAUUUUUCACACAUCCUUGCUGGAAGAAAAUAUUUGGAAAAAUGAUGCCUGGUUUUUAUUUGCUUUGGAGUAUGGUGAGAGACAUUGCCUUGAACUAGGAGCUUGGAAUAACUUUUAUAGCCCUCCACUAUAUUAAAAAGAUGAUAGGGAAAGAUGCUGAGCAAUACAAAACAGAGCUCCACAGAAGUCGGAGAAGUUACCAUAUUUCAUAGCACUGGAGGAUUUGGACCUGCUUCUGGCAUGUUUAAUCCAAGCACAGCAUAUUCACGGAGAUGGAGUCCCCCUAGGAAAAUCGUGCACAUUUCUUCUGUAUUGGAAAUUUACUUGAUAUCUAGAAUAAGUUGUACUUGAAAUGAAAAAUUAAGCAAAGAGAAGCAGGGGUCUGCCUUUUUAGCAUAUGUAGACAGUAUCCAAGCUCAGAGGGAGAGCAUUUACAAAAGUCGUUCGUUGCCUGAACCCAGUACCUACUAAAUGCUGUCUUUUGCUCAUAAAGGCAGUGAAUAAGCUUCAGCGCUAUUCCUUGUACAACGCUUAUUUGUUGAGUUGAGUACCAUGCAAAACCUGAGGAGUCGUAACAGCUGUGAGUGCAACUGUACAACUGAAUUCAGACCAUGAGAAGAAAAGAACUAAUCAGAUACUGGCUGCAGGAAAGAAAGAAAGAGCUCUUUUGAGCUGAAAAAUAAGAUGGCAGCAGGGUUGUAGCUACAAGCAGGAUCUGUGACCUUUGCACAGGAGCACAUUGUGGCUCAGUAUGCCAGGUAUACAAAGCCCCUGCUUGCCUCGGCCAGGCAGCGGGCGCGGGAUGGUUGGACAAGGAGCGGGUGACACCACUGACAGCGCUGCCCAGCUCCUUGCCCUCUCUGCGCUGGGGCACCUGGGGCAGGGAGCGAUCGCUCACACUCAGGAACCUUGACAGCAUGUACCCAGCAGCAACGCAUCUUGGAUGCGCAGACAAAAUUGGGUUUCUUUAAAUGCUCCAUAAGUCGAUAACUGGGGCACGAUUGGUGCAUGCAUAGUGCUGCUAACACAAACAGAAAUGUACACUAAAAUGUGAAAGAGCCCUAAAAAAUCCUCCACACAGGCUGUUCAAGUAACUCAGAAGGUUACCUGAACAAGCUCUUUCUUUUUUUUUUUUUUUUUUUAAUGCUGUUUUGCAUUUCAGAGCCUGAAAUUAUGUGAGGGCUGUAUCAUUGCCCAUGAGAGGAGUGGUGGGGGUUUUUCUUCUUUUUUUUUUUUUUUGUAGCACAAAGCUGAAGGAUUACGUUGCUGGCCUGAGUGUGUGUGGCAGGAGGCCCUGGUGGGUGUCUGUGAGGGCAAAGACUGAGGACUCUGCAGUGUGGUGGGACGUGGACCUGGCACGCUUGCCCACACAGCCAGUCAGGAUGUGGUAGCUGGCACAUGCUGUCUCCCUGACCACAGCUGGGCUGUGUUUCAGCGCACGCUAAUUUAGCCUGAAAACCACAAAACUACAGAGCAUCCUUACAGCAACAUGCAGCUGGUCAGUGACCUGUGCUUGGGUCUGCUCCUUUGUCCUGUUCUUUCUAGUGCACAUGGAGUCUAAGGGAACGGACCACUGAGAUGCUGUGUGUUUGUUCCUCAAAUGCUGUGUGUUUGUUCCCCAUCCCCAGUCUUGCCUGGCCUUGUGCCACAUGCUGUCAAAUGUCUGCUUGACCAGAACACAUGAAAACCAGAGCAGGCACGAGGAGAAUGCCUAUCUCGCCAUGAAAAAGCAUGUGGCUUGCUUAUAAACAGGUCCGUGCUGUUCUGGAGUUAUGUUUGUUUAACCGCUCAAGAUGAGUUCAUGCGUGCAACAUGCUCAUCCAAAAAUGCACCCCAGAUCACUGCUCUCAGAUGAACAUUCAGCUGGUAAACCCCCAGAAAUACAGAGCUUGCUCUCAGCUGCCAAACACAAAGGAAACAAAAGUUUAUUCUUAUAACUGUUAGCUACUCUUUAUAGAAAUUGCUUAUGUCUUUUAACUGUUUAAUAAUAUAUUCAUUAAAAAUACAAUAUUGCAAAAGA
Cygnus atratus (black swan) is the source of this 6434-nucleotide messenger RNA. It is a transcript of the gene PLA2G4B, whose product is annotated as phospholipase A2 group IVB. The record is from RefSeq and is a predicted model, not a curated record. Gene Ontology annotation, molecular function: calcium ion binding; calcium-dependent phospholipid binding. Gene Ontology annotation, biological process: glycerophospholipid catabolic process. Gene Ontology annotation, cellular component: cytosol. Bases 875 to 3322 code for a protein of 815 amino acids. Lineage: Eukaryota; Metazoa; Chordata; Aves; Anseriformes; Anatidae. The transcript is spliced from 25 exons.